Penicillium paradoxum is the source of this 1551-nucleotide messenger RNA. RefSeq lists its product as uncharacterized. The record is from RefSeq and is a predicted model, not a curated record. The transcript is spliced from 2 exons. NCBI's taxonomy places the organism in Eukaryota, Fungi, Ascomycota, Eurotiomycetes, Eurotiales, Aspergillaceae. The coding region runs from base 1 to 1551 and encodes 516 amino acids.
AUGUCUUACUUCAAGACUGAAUAUCAGCGUUUCCUGGCUAGUCCCAGGUCUGCGAAAUUGGCCGAUGAUGUGUCCUUGAUCUAUGUUCCUACGACUACCAAGUUUGAACGGGCCGACAAUGUGAUUACCCAUGUGCUGAAGCAGGUUCAUGUGGUCAAGACCAAGUCAAACCAGAUCAUCAGCGCCAUUGAAGGGUCCGAGUCGCUAUGUUUGCAGAUGGAAACAACUCUUGAGUUCACGGAGGGUGGCGGGGCCUAUCUUCCCCAUCUCGACGAUAAUUUCCUGGCCGACCGUGUCGCGACCUUCCCCACGAUUCAUAUCGUCCACUUUGACGCCGAUCAACAGAUCAAGCAGAUCCAGAUCCACUGGGAGCAGGCCUCAUUGCUGAAACAAGUGGAGGUCAUUGGAGCGCGCGGACGUCAAUGGCCCAUCCGCGAUGGAAAGGACCAAGUUCGGUUCCUGAAGACUGCUGAGACAGCGCGUUCGGGACCCUCGCAGCCUGUGUCUCAGCAAACAACCACCAAGCUCCCUAACCGCUCCGCAUCCCCAGGAAAGCGUCGCAUUAAGGAUCCUUACUCUGCUGAAUCCCUUACCGAUCUCCUCUCGCCUAACAAGGAGUUGGCUGAACUCGAGUGCCGAGAGGAGACACCCAGACCCGCUUCUUCCAGCAAGAGAUAUAUAAAAGACCCCUAUGGCGCAGGUUCAUUGAACGAGAUUCUGUCCCCCACUAGACAAGCCCCUGCACCUGUGGCACCCUACGCACCAUCGCCUGGACGACCUCCCACACGCAACUUUAGCGAUAUCUUCAUGAAGGACGACCAUAUGCCAGACUCACCUUCGAAGCCGCAGCGCAGGGCUCCCCAGGUCGAAGAAGAGGAAAAGGAGGAGAAGGCUGCCACCGGGCCCGUGGACGAAGAUCGCCAUUUCUACAAGAGCGAUCCCCGAAAGUACAACCACUUCGAGAUUGGUGGCGACAAUUCUCAGCGCGAGAUCAAGGCGGAAGUCAAGGACGCUGUCUCUCACCACACAUCUCAUUGGGAGUUCGAUGACGUCGAGACUCCCGUGAAGAGUACGCGUCCCGCGCGCGGACAGGAAGUGUGCCACUUUGCCUUUGGAGAUGAAAAUGAUGGCUCUCCCCCAGCUAAGCUGAACGUGACCAAGCCGCGCCGCGAUGCGGAUCGUCAUUUCGACAUGAGUGAUGAGGAUGAGGAGGAUGACGGCCGCAUUAUCAGCUCGUUUGGAGGCCGCGGCCAGCGUCUUUACGAGAACCGCCUUUUCGAUGAUGGCGAACAGCCCCAGCUCUCCUCUUCGUCAACAACUGGCCAUGCCGCUAACCGCAAGAAGAACUUUGUUUCCCAGUUCGAGUUGGCGGACUCGCCUGUUUUCAAAGAGAACACCGAGCCCACCGAGAAACACGAUAAGGCUGUUAAGAUGAUGGAAUCUCACUGGGACAACUAUGACGAGCCAUCCCCUGAGCCGAAGAGGACUGCCACUGCAUUGCGCAAUCCUCUCACCCACAACCAGCCUAGCUGGAACCACGGAGAAGAGUAA